UCUGCGUGGGGGCAAACUGGGGCAGGAGUGUUGUCUGAGAUUGGGAGCUCCACCUCUGGAUCAUCUUUGACUGGGAGAGCCCCUGCAAUAAAUUUAUUACAAGAGGAAUGCAACAGAUUAUUGGCAAGUGAAGUGAUGAAGCGUCAACAUUGUCACACAUGUUUUGCACGUUGUAUACAGUGCCUUCAAUUGAGUCAAAGUCACAGUUAUUACUGAAACUUUUGGGUAACUAUGUAGUGCAUGC
Molecule: messenger RNA, 244 nt
Organism: Geodia barretti
Lineage: Eukaryota; Metazoa; Porifera; Demospongiae; Tetractinellida; Geodiidae
Source: the annotation of a GenBank genome assembly